AUAAAAUUGACUGCAGUUUGGCUGAAACAAACAGAAAGCAACUGAGUUGCAAGCUAAAACGAUACACAAUACAAACUACAAUAUGCGUUCAUUUUUGAUCGUUUGCUCCGUUGUCGCUGUCGCCAACGCAGCCAGUCUCGGCUACAACUAUGAGGCCAACAGUGCUCCAGCGCUCGGUGGUGGAUUAAGUGGCCCAAGCUAUGGAGGUCCCAGUUAUGGUGGUCCAGCGUUAAGUGUGCCCAGUUAUGGCGGACAAGGCCUUGCUGGCCCCAGCUAUAGCGGCCCUUCGGCUGCUGGCCCCAGCUAUGGUGGCCCUUCGGCUGCUGGCCCAAGCUCCUUUGGCGGUCUAGGUCCUUCUGGUCCCAGCUACAGCGCUCCCGCUGCUGGUCCUGCUCCCGUUGAGGUUAACAAGGAAUUCUUCACCUACACUGCACCCGAACAUGAAUUCAACGAUGCCGGCGAUGCCGGUGAUCACGCCAGCUCAUUGAAAAAGAACUUGCGCGUUAUCUUCAUUAAGGGACCUGAGAACUCGGGACUCGAGAAUGCUGCUUUGCAAUUGGCUAAAUCGGCUGGCGAAGAACGUACUGCCAUCUAUGUGCUGAGCAAACAGGCUGACAUCGGUGAUUUGGCUAACAAAUUGCAAUCACUCAACCACCGCAAUUCCAACAAGCCCGAAGUGCACUUCGUCAAGUACCGUACCCCAGCCGAUGCUGAGAAUGCCAAGCAAGCUAUUCAAUCGCAAUACGAAGGUUUGGGCGGUAACACUAGCAGUCACAAUGGUGGUGUUGCACCAGUGUUGGACUUCGCCUCGAAGGCACCAGCUGCUCCAGCUGCUCAGCAAUAUGGAGCCGCACCAGUUGGUGGCGCUGAAAAUGCUUACUUGCCACCCAACAAGCGCGUGUAAAUGAAUGUGUUGGAAGAAUCUUCUAGAACUAAUUUGUUAAAUAUUAUUUAAGCUUUAAUGUUCCUGCACAAUUCUUUUGUGCAAAUUGUUACCAAAAAAUAAAGAACAAUGUUAAAUUGUAAAUAAAUGUCGGAGCGCCCAGCUCUUAAUUCAAAGUAA
This is a messenger RNA of Bactrocera latifrons, 1063 nucleotides long. Its product is annotated as annexin A7-like. The record is from RefSeq and is a predicted model, not a curated record. Bases 83 to 904 code for a protein of 273 amino acids. Lineage: Eukaryota; Metazoa; Arthropoda; Insecta; Diptera; Tephritidae. The transcript has 2 exons.